Dioscorea cayenensis subsp. rotundata (Guinea yam) is the source of this 913-nucleotide messenger RNA. Its product is annotated as 26S proteasome non-ATPase regulatory subunit 10. Gene Ontology annotation, molecular function: protein binding. The record is from RefSeq and is a predicted model, not a curated record. The transcript is spliced from 5 exons. NCBI's taxonomy places the organism in Eukaryota, Viridiplantae, Streptophyta, Magnoliopsida, Dioscoreales, Dioscoreaceae. Bases 44 to 766 code for a protein of 240 amino acids.
CUUUAAACCCUAGAAAAGCUUGAAAGCUCGAAAGCUGAGAGUAAUGGCGAUGGGCAUGGAGAUUGAUGCGCAGGCGAAGCCCGAGGACCUAUUCCGUGUGGCGGAGAGUGGUAAAGCAUCGCUCUUUGCGUCUUUCUCCGAUGAUGAGCUCCGACGGGCUUCCUCUCUCCGGAAUGAGGACGGCCGUUCCCUUCUCCACGUCGCUGUUUCCUCCGGCCACAGCGAGGUAGUGAGAGUGCUGGCGAAGGGGGAUCCGGCGGUGAGUGGUGUUAAUAGUACUGAUGAAGAAGGUUGGGCGCCGAUUCACUCCGCUUCGAGUUCGGGAAAUGUGGAGAUUGUUGAGAUUUUGCUCACUAGAGGAGCUGAUGUAAAUUUAGCUAAUGAUGGUGGUCGUAUUGCGCUUCAUUAUGCUGCUAGCAAGGGCUGGUUGAAAGUGGCUGAAAUUCUGAUCUCUCAUGGUUCGAAACUCAAUAGAAAAGAUAAGGUUGGUUGUACUCCACUGCACAGAGCAGCAAGCGUAGGUAACUCGGAGAUGUGUGAGCUAUUGAUCGAGGAAGGUGCUGAAGUUGAUGCUGUCGACAAGGCUGGCGAAACACCUCUAAUGAAUGCAGUUAUCUGCGAAAAUAAAGAGGUUGCUCUUUUGCUUAUCCGGCACGGAGCCAACGUCGAUGCAGAAGACAAGGAAGGCUACACAGUUCUCGGCCGUGCGUCAGAUACUUUCAGACCUGUUCUAGUUGAUGCUGCCAAGGUCAUGCUGGAAGACUAAAUCUUGAUCAGAUAGAAACAGAAGAUGAUGAACAGAGUGUGUCUUUCUGAAACUUUUUCAAGCUAUUUAGACAUGUACAUUGUUUGUUGUUGAAUUUCUUGUUGAUUAAAAUCUCAAUGAGUAAAAAGUUUUUAGGGUUUAUUGUUA